AUGGCAUCCCAACCUCCAGCGCCGGAGAGGCAACCGUUCGAGGAGAGCAAAGAGGACGAGUCGCAGUCGCAUAACGAAACGGUGUUGAAACAUGAAGGAACCUCCAACCGUCAAGACUACGACAUGUUCGCCGAGUCCACUCCAUCUGCAUCGCCUGCCCUUGACACCGCCGACGCGACAAAUUCCGCAUCGAUAGCUGUUGACCUCGCACCUGCGCCGACUUCUUUGACGGCAACUGCACCUGAAGACGAGCACAAAGACACGAUUGCAGCGCGGCUAGAGAGUGAGAACAGCGCGUCUAUCGCGCCAACGACAGCGACGGAUUACAUUCCCGAAAUGAAAGACCAUGCGUCGCAACAAUCCGCGCUUCUUCCCACCGCGCAACCCGAUCCUGUUGAUCACGCUGCAUCGACCGUCGAGCCGGCCAAGACAGAACCAGAUCCAAUCGCGACCAUAUCCGUCCCACCGCCCAUUGAACAACCCACGUCGGAUGUGAGAGACGAACCGGUAGCAGAACAAGUAGCUCUGGAAGAAGCGCCGGUUGUGAAACCGGACUUGGCUUUUGAUGGCGUACCGGAUGCAAUGGACACCACAGAAGAUGUAGCAAAACAAACUGCAACGGAGGAACCGGCCACGAAUGGCACGGCGAACCGUUCAUAUCCGUCACUUUCCGAGUCAGUUCCACCUGUCACGGAGUCGCCCCAAAUGGACGACAGUGCCCAGAGUACUACUGCGAAUACGUCUAUGAUGGAUACUCAGCCGACCGAUGUCAGCGAAAAGCUUCAAGUGAAUGAACCAGCCUCCAGUUCCGCUCCCCCAGAUACCGCCACUGGCACAGAUAUGGAUGCGACAAUGACCGAUGUACCCGCACCCAGCAAGGUGCGCGCAAGGGAGGAUGAGGACGAUGCAGAGCCGGCAGCAAAGCGCGCAAAGACUGACGAGGGCUCGGCUCCUGUUCCACCACAGUCAUCAGAUGCGCAGAAGUUGGAUGUGCCGGUGGCCGAACAACCGGCUACUCCAUCGCCAGCUCCUGCGACAAAUGGUACCCCUCAAGCAGGGCCAGCACCCCCCGCGGCCACUCCCAGCUUCGCGGACGAGAUCAUGGCCAAGCGAGAUUUCGACUCCAACCCCAUCUCGGAUGCACAGCACCGGUACCUGCAAGAAUCUCUUCGCAAGGCCAAAAAGAUCAAGGCCGGUGCCUCUUUUGCCGAGCCUGUUGAUCCCGUCAAACUCAACAUCCCUACGUAUUUCGAAUUCAUCAAGCGCCCAAUGGAUCUCACAACCAUCGAGAAGAAGCUUCGUGAACGCGAAUAUUCCUCCACAAACGAUCUUAUGGACGAUUUCGACACCAUGGUCCGCAAUUGCAUGACCUUCAACGGCCCGAAUCAUGCAGUUACCCUCUCGGGCUACGAUUUGAAAGCCUACUUCAUCAAACUUCUCAACGUCAUGCCCAAGUCGGGUGACCCGCUGCCAGCUCCGAAAAAGCUGUUAAAACCUCCCACGGCGCCGACUCGUCUUUCGCAACCGCGACGAGAAUCGCGUACAAAGUCUUCGCCCCCGGCGCCCCCUGCGCCCGCCGUGGUCCCAACCGCCAUGCCACCUCCUUCCGGCAGUGCUGGGUCGCCUCCAGCGUCUACGGCAUUCGCACUCAAACCUGACGGGCUUCCUCUGAUUCGCCGCGAUAGCGCUGCCACGGAUCGACCAAAGCGCGAGAUCCAUCGACCACCGUCCAAAGAUCUCAUCUACAACCAGCCCAAGCCGAAGGGCAGGAAAGCGGUGGAACUGCAGUUCGCCGAGCAGGUGGUCAAUGAAUUCUACAAGCCCAAAUACGAAGCUGUCGCAGCCUCAUUUUACUAUGAAGUCGACCCUGUGGCUCUCCAGAUCCCCACCUACCACAAGGUCAUCAAAAAGCCAAUGGAUCUUGGUUCCAUCCGAAGGAACGUUGAACAAGGCCACUACCAUAACGCCAAGGAUGUGUAUCGCGACUUCAAGCUUAUGCUCAGCAACUGCUACAAGUUCAACGGACCGGAUCAUCCUAUUAGCUUCGCGGGCAAACAGCUGGAGAAAUACUUCGAGGACGAAUGGAGUAAACUGGACGACUAUGUCUCGAAGAACACACCCGCCAGCCCCACGGAAGUCGACCUCAGCGACGAAGAGGAGGAAGAGGAGAGCGACGUGGAGGAUUCUGGAGUAUGGAUGAAGCGUCAGAUGGACGAAUUGAACGCCGUCCAAGCCGAAUUGCAAGCUUUGGCGAAGCGGCAGUUUGAUCUCCAAAACCGACAUGGAGACCUUCUAAAGGAAAUCCAAGAGGGUCAGCUCAAAGGGAAGGCGGUCAGUCCCAAGGUUGGAGGCAAGAAGAGCAAGACCAAGAAGCCCAAGCUCGAAGGGGGUAGCAAGGGUGGAAAACGGGGAAGUGGAGUUGGGGUGGCGAAAGAUGACACCAAGAAGAAAGGUGGGGCCGCGGCGAAGCCGAAGAAGAUCCCGACCUUGGGAUUGCCGCAGAAGACGGAGAUCAGCAAUUACAUCGACACUCUCACGGACAAUGACAGGGUGCAAGAAGUACUAGGGAUCAUCAGGGCGGGAAUGCCGUCCGUAGCGAACCUCGACACCCAAGAGAUCGAACUCGACAUUGACCAAAUCCCCAACCACGUCCUCUAUGACCUCUACGUCUACAUCUGCAAGUCCCGCGGCGAGAAACCCAACUUCGGCACGUCCACUGGCCGGGCCUCCACCGUCGACGACGGCGCAUACGACCGCGACCUCGAGGACGCCGACUUCCAGCCGCGCAAGAAGAGCGGCGGCGGGCGGCGCGGGCGCAAAGGCGGGUCGGGCGGCACGGGCGACGACAGCGCGGCGGCAGCGCAGCGCAAGAAGAACAAGCCGAUGAAGCCGGCGGAGCAGGAGGCGCGCAUCAGCGAGAUCAAGCAGGCGCUAGGGGGGUUCAGUGGGAAUGGGGGAGCGGGGCAUGGGGUGGUGGAGAGUGUGGAGGGGAUAGGGCACGAUGAGGACAGCGAGGAUGAUAGUGACGAUGAGAGUGAGAGUGAAGAGGAGUAG
Messenger RNA from Eremomyces bilateralis CBS 781.70, 3054 nucleotides. RefSeq lists its product as uncharacterized. The transcript has 3 exons. Gene Ontology annotation, cellular component: nucleus; chromatin. Lineage: Eukaryota; Fungi; Ascomycota; Dothideomycetes; Eremomycetales; Eremomycetaceae. The record is from RefSeq and is a predicted model, not a curated record. The coding region runs from base 1 to 3054 and encodes 1017 amino acids. Gene Ontology annotation, biological process: regulation of DNA-templated transcription; chromatin remodeling.